GCUGAGCUAGGGGCUGCAGGCCGGAGGCGCGCCGUGAAAGGGCAAGGAGGACAGUCCGGCAAUGGGCGUGGCGCGCACGUGACGCAGCCGCCAAGCCCGCUCCCAUGACGUCCGUGCGCAGCCGGCUAAAUUUGGCACAGCGCAGGGUCCCGUCCACAACAUCCGCCUCGCUGCUGCUGCAGUCCCACCAUCACCGCAGCAAGGCCUCCAGCCAUGCCGUCCAGCGCCUCCACCAGCGUCGAAGCAGACUCGUCGUUUGCGCUCGACGUCCUCGCGCGCCUCUCGCAGCCGCUCGUCGAGCUGCAGCUCGCGUCGCCCGUCUCGCGUCGGGAGGAAGGCGUUGCUGCUGCAUCCAGCAGCACCGCAGACGACGAUGACGACGAGGCAGAGAGCUCGCUCACUGCCUCGCUGCCGACAUCUUCGCUCUCGACGCCCAACGCCCUGCUUCGUAUUCUCGAUCAGCUCAGCCAGCAGCAAACGCAGAGCCGCACACUCGGCAGUGCCGCACCGGCAGACGUCGAGCUCGCACGCGUCGCAGCCGCCACUGCCGCACUCGUCCUCGAUGCGCUGCUGCGCGAUGCUCGCAGCCGCGAUGCCGCAGCAUGGGCGUGGGAUGAGAUCGCAAGCGACGACUGGCGUGCGACUGUCUAUCUCGUGCAGACCCUGCCGAGCCGCCUUACCUCUCUCGGCAAGCUCGGCGCCCACAUGGCGCGCCGCACGCUGGCGCACUCCAACCCCACCGCAGCUACGCAGUCCGUCUUCUCGCGCGAGGUGCUGAGCAGUGCGCUGCACACGCUGCUCUCCUCGCCGCUGCUGGCGCGGCAUGCCAUGUUCCCGCACUCGUCAGGCAAGGCCUUCAACGAGCUGUCGGAGAGCGACGACUUCGCUCCACCUCAGAAGGCCCAGCGAGGCAGUGCGAAAGGAGGAAAGCGUGCGGGCCAGAUGCUCCUCUCGGCGCUCAAGCAUGCCAGUCCGCUGCGCCUCACCACGCACGAGGCGGGCGCCAAGCGGAAACAUGCGCUCAAGGAGCGUGAUGCCCUGGCGGCAAAGCUGGGCGCAUUGGCUUUGGCACUCACGCCUACACACGACGCUUCGUCACCACGCACGCCUUCAAGUCCGUCGAUGCAAGCGAAAGACGACUCGAAGAGCCCAGCACUUCGGACGUCGCUCGAGGAGCAAGUGGCGCACCUGGCGCGUGCGAUCGAGACGGAGUCUGCCUCUGCGCAGGGCGGCGACGUGCGCAGUACCCUGCGCUCCGUGUUGCUCAAGCUCGCGGUCAACAGCGGCGGCAACAGCGGCGCACUAUCCAUCUCUCCUGCACUGCGGCCGGCGCCCGUCGGACUUGGCCCACCAACGUUCCUGGCGCGUGCAUGGCCCACUCUGGUGCUUGCGCCCGUCGCCAGCGUGGUGCUACUGCGCAUCGCGGCGCGCAACUGGGAUGCGGUGCUCGCCCACCUUCGCGAUGCACGCGAGACGGUGCGAGGCUUUGUCAUCGGCUGGGUGUGGGAGCCGGUGCGCGGGCUGCUCGAGACGGUCAGACAUGGCGAUCAGGAGGGCAUGAUCAUCACGAAGGAGAGCUUGCGCUCCGAUGUCUCGAGCCUGGAGCGUAUGGUAGUCGACUUCUCAAAGGAGCUGUACGGCAUGGACGACGAGCAGCUGAAGCUCGUGGCCAGCCGCGUGCGCGACGGCGACCUGAGCGAGGUGCUGCGCAUCUACGAGAAGGAGCUCAAGUCUCCCGUCAAGUCCGCCGUGACUGGCUCGCUGGUGCGCUCGCUGCUCAUCCAGAUCCAGAAGGGCAAGGUGGACCUCGAGACGGCCAUGGCGGGCAUUGACCGGCUGCUCAAGUCGCAGCAGCUGCUCUUUGGUGCCGUCGGUGUUGCGCCCGCCAUGGGCGUCGUCUAUCUCGUCGUCUCGUGGGCGCGGGGGAAGGUCGCAGAGUGGGCGGGCAGGAAGGGAAAGCAGAUGCAGGGCGGGACGCGCACGCAGGUGUGGGAGGCCAUGCGCCGCAUCGACGCGCUCCUCCUUGCCGCUCCUUCGUCUCAGCCCGGCCUUUCGCCGAAGACAUACGGCCUGCUGCUGCUCGACCUCUCCCUCCUUCGUGCCAGCGCCUCGUCGCUCACCUCCGCGCCAGCGCGCGGGCAUCGUGGGGCGCACAAGCGUCUGCGCACGCAGUUCCUCGACGACGUGCGUGCGCUCGAGGCGGCGAGCGCCGCCGACUCGUCGGCCCGCGGUGGCGAAGGCUCGAGCAGCACGCGCGACGAGCCGGGCAUCGGCUGGAUGGUCAGACGCGCCAGCGUGGAGCGCAUGUGGCGCAGCUGGGGACCGCUCUUUGCGCUCGUUGGCACGCAAGACUGAGCGCUGUCGCCACGCAUCACUGUCACGCAUUGCACAACAUCACCUCU
Messenger RNA from Tilletiopsis washingtonensis, 2402 nucleotides. RefSeq names its product NCA2-domain-containing protein. The record is from RefSeq and is a predicted model, not a curated record. The transcript is spliced from 5 exons. Gene Ontology annotation, cellular component: mitochondrial outer membrane. Bases 214 to 2355 code for a protein of 713 amino acids. Lineage: Eukaryota; Fungi; Basidiomycota; Exobasidiomycetes; Entylomatales.